Messenger RNA from Pantherophis guttatus, 5652 nucleotides. RefSeq names its product centrosomal protein 89 (gene CEP89). NCBI's taxonomy places the organism in Eukaryota, Metazoa, Chordata, Lepidosauria, Squamata, Colubridae. The record is from RefSeq and is a predicted model, not a curated record. Gene Ontology annotation, cellular component: ciliary transition fiber; centriole. Gene Ontology annotation, biological process: mitochondrion organization; cilium assembly; chemical synaptic transmission.
CCAAUCGCCUUGCGGCUAAUUGCGGAGUGGUUGCGAGGAGAAGCGUCCUCAUCUUCGGGAGGGGAGAGGGGGCCGCUCCCUCUGGCCGGCGUGGCCCGUUGUGUCUCCCGGCUUCGUUCCCGUUGUUUUUUUUUUUCCCCCUCAGCCUUUUCGCCCUCAUGCCGUUUUAUUUCAGGAGGGGCCGGAGAGGCCUGUUUAAACAUAUAGCUCAUGGCCUGAUCCCUGCAGCUACCAUAGCUCCUAAACCUGCUGUCCCCCGCACCCCUCCCCCUCGUAGUCCAAACCCUUCUCCAGAAAGGCCCAGGUCUGCUUUAGCAGCCGCUAUUCUUGUGACGACCUUAACCGGACGAACGGUUGCCAUCCCUCAGCCUCGUCAGCGAUCUCUUUCGGAAAGUGAUGCCAGCUACUUGCAAGAUCAGGAAGACUGCAUUGAACCAUAUGCCACUGUGACUGAGCUACUAAUGAGUCCAAAUUGGAAGAAUGAUGGUGACGAAAGGAAUGCUGUUCAAACUUUGGAAGCAUCUGAGAGUUGUUGUGAGGAUGACAUGGAUACAUUCACUUCUGACACAGACAAAGAAUUGGAUCCCGACCGUCAAAUUGUUAAUAAAAAAGAAAGCAUGCGUCAUAAGGUUAUGUAUGCUAUGCCACAUAAAAUCAAACAGGAAAAUCUCCCAGUAUCUUCUAGUGCCAAUGGUGAAGAAGAUUCUUCUGUCUACGAACCAAGUUGUCUCAUCCAGCCAAAUGUUCAGGUUGAAGAAAUUGAACAUCCUGGAGUGAGGUUUAAGGACAACAACUCAGGAGAAACUCCUCUGAAUGAAAAACCGCCUUCGUCUUCAGAUGCAGCCCUCCACAGAAAACAGGAACAGAUGGUUCUCCCCAGAGAGACGUUCCAGAAAUUAAAAGAACAACAUUGGCAUCUAAACAAUGCAAACCAGACCUUAUUUUCUGAACUUGAACAGUCAAAGCAGUUAAUGAAGGAACUGCAAUUAAAAAUUAAGAAAUUGGAAAAAGAGAACAGACAGUUUAAGGAAAAGCAGAAUUCACACAGUGAAGAGGAAGGGGCAGAAUUGCUGCUGUUAAGACAGCAAGCCCAGGAACUAGUAGAUGAAAAUGAUAGUCUGAAAAUGACUAUUCAUCGCUUAAAUGCAGAACUGAGUCGUUAUCAAACAAAGUACAGACCAAUUUCACCCAGUGAGAGUGUAAAGAUUGGAAGUCUGCCAAUGAAAAAACCAAUACCCCCAUGGCUGCUUGACAUGAAAUAUUUAUCUCCUCUUCUGUUGGCAUAUGAAGACCGAAUGAAAGAAAAGGAAGAGUUGAUUCUAGAGCAUGAGGAAAGCAUGAAGAUGUUUAAAGCACAAGUGGAAGAAGUAGUAAAGGAAAAUGAGCAGUUACACCAAAAAUUAACUAAAAAUACUGGUACUUCUAUUAGUACCAAAGAAUGGCAGCAUUUGCAAAGUCAAGCCAAGCUUGUCCUGGAGGAAAAUAGAGUGUUAAUGGAACAGCUGAAAAUACAAGAAACCAAAAUAAACGAUGCCAUCAACCAACAUGUUAAAGAAGUUUCCAAACUGACCAAGCAGCUCGUUACGCUGGAAACCGAAAAACAAAACCAAGAAGUGGAGAUGAAAGACUGUCAGAAAAAGCUGAAAGAAUUACGCUCCGCGUACAAAGAAUUAAAGGCCAGCGUUAGCGAUUAUGUAACAGCAGAGGAGCACGUUGCCUUGGAAAAUAAAUUUAAAAACCAUUUGCAGAUGGAACAGGAAAAGAGAGAGAUGGAGACCCAAAAACUAGUGAAAAAACUCGCCUCUGUUCAAGCAGAAACAAAAAGCCUGUUUCUCGAGAAAAAUGACCUGGUGGCAGAAAACAAGGCAUUAGAAGCUGAGCUGGAAAUGGCACAGAAGACUAAAAGGCGGUCAGAGAAGCAGAUCGGUCUUCUGAAGCAGCACUUGGAAGAAACGAUGGAAAAGGAGAUGGCUGCCCACCAGUAUCUAGUGAAUAUGAUCAGCUUGGCCGAAAAUAUAACUCAAGAACGUGAUCAGCUUUUAAACCUGGCCAGUUGUUUGGAGAAAGAGAAGCACGGUGUUCUCAACAAAAUAAUAGAAGGAAAUGUACGUCUAGGAAAAUUAGAAGAGAAAGUCAAGGUGUAUAAAAAGACGGCGGCAGGCAAGCUUGGGGACAUCAACCUCAAAGUGACAGAGCAAGAGAAGGAAUUUGCGGGGAAGACUGCUCAGUACCAGCGAGAAAUGAAACACCUCCAGCGGCUGCUGCAAGAGAAGCAGGAAUCCCUCGAUGAAGCUCUGCAGCAGAAGAGAGAAAUGGAAAGUGAACUUGAAAUAAUUUGGGAAUCAACCACCAAAGAAAACCGGAGGAUGAAGGAACUCUUGCAUAAAUCUCUGGAGAAAAACAUACAGAAUUCGGUCAAUGCCGCUUACGAAUCGCCAUUAACUGACCUUUCUCAGAAAGUCCUGCUGAGUAGAUACGGCUUUAGCUACUGUGAUGUGGAAGUGUCAUCACCCCCUCAAGUUCCGAAGCAAGAAGACGACUAAAAAUUAAGGAAGUGGAUAUGUAUGCUUCCUCCAGGGCAAAACGGGAUUGGAAGAAGCAAACAUAAAAGAGCAAACGGGAACCUAGUCAGAAGCAAAGUAUGAUUUACCAGUUGGGUUGAGAAGUCUUCACGGCUGUGAUUAGCAUUGUAGGAUAAGGGACCUUUCAAAGCCCCGAGAAGCAUCUUUCAUGCUAAAAAGCAUGUUUCUUGCCUUGACUGUUACAGAGAACAUACAGUGGUACCUCGGUACUCAUCGUUAAUUGAUACUGGGAGUACCAAAAAUAAUGAGUACCAAAUAAUUUUUUCCCAUAAGGAAUAAUGUCCUGAGUCACAAGGCUGCUGACACUGACAAUUUCCAGCUUGUUUGUUGAGUAUUAAACAAAUGAUGAGCACCGGGAUGAAAUGUUCGUGUCAAAAUGCAUCGAAUACCGAAUUCAAUGAGUUUCAAAGCAGUUGAGUACCAAGGUACCACUGUACAGAUACAAAGCUACAAAAAGGGAAAGAUCCCUCAAUAAAGCUUCCAAUUGAUAGGCAGGGCACAGCUGCCAGCUCUGUCUCUCAUAAGGUUUCUGUUGGCCUGUUUUAUCUAUCUGAAAUUCUGAGAACACCUUCCUAGAAGAAACCCCAUUAAAUAUAGUAUUUAAUGGAAGCCAGAGUUGAAUAGUGUUGUCAAUACGACAUUUAGAUGCUUAAACCAAAGAAAAACGUAUUUGAAUUGAUUUUAUAUAACUUUGCACUCUUUUUAUUAAGCAACUAGAGAUUUGGGGGCUGAAAUGGCUGAACUGAGCCUUGAUUUAGCUGAACUUUUAUAAAGAUAUGGACAAAAAAAAUAAGAAUAUAUAAUGUCUAGUCUUUUACUGAAGAGCUGAAUAGAAAUUCUUGUUUUUAAAAGUUAUAUCUCUUUAGAAUAAGCAAAAUAUAAAAGCAAUAUAAGGAAAGAACAUAUAACUGUAGAGCAAUAUAACAUGGGUGGGUUCUGGAGGCAAUAGCCUCAUUUGAUAGUUUGAAUGUUCAUAGCUAGGUCAUUAAAUUUCCGUCAGAAUUGUUACCUUUCAGGGAGUCUCUUACCCAAGACAAGCAAGGCAAUUAGUAAGAGAGCACAAAAAAAUUGACAAUAUCCAUAUUUUACAAAUGCACAAUACUUAGGCAAAGCCAGAUUUUUAAAAAAAAUAGUAUCGAUAAACUGUUGAAAGCAAGACCUCAUCUUUUCUCAUCCCAGUCUUUUCUAAAUCAUCCAAAUCUCUAAAUCAGUAAUUCCAGGUUUGCCUUCUUUGUAUCCUUUUGUAACAUACUUGUGUCUUUCAAGUUUACCAAAUAAUCAUAAUCAUCCAAUCAUGGAGGGGAAAAAAAUCUGAAAGGUUCACGAAACACUUCCAACACUCCAGCUGCAUUCCUUUGGUCGCCCACCAUCUUUCCUUCUGACGGAUGGGCACAGAUGGUGGUGCCCUCCUUGUACGAGCAACAGAAGCCAACCUGCACCAGGUUGCUGGGACCAGGUGGAAACUAUCAUUUCUUUUUCUCUCCUUCCUUUUUCCCUAGAAUUCAGCAGCCCUUCCUUCCUUUUUUCUUUUUUUAGAUGAACUGGGGUACCAAGUGGGAUGGAACACCUCGGAGCGGAAAACAUUCUUCAUCCACGCUUUUAGCUGUUCUUAUAAAACAUUUUCAAAAAGAUGCUUUUUACAUUCACUCCCCUUUGGCACAAGAGUCGCUUCUAAAGCUUAAGGUUGACUCAGCCUUCCAUCCUUCCGAGGUAGGUAAAAUGAGGACCCGGAUUGUGGGGGCAAUAAGCUGACUUUGUAUAAAAAAGAACACUGCUUAGGGGGGGCCGAAAGGUAUAUACAAAAGUAUAAAGGCUAUUGCUUAACGCAUUGUAAGCCGCCCUGAGUCUCCAGAGAAGGGCGACAUAUAAAUCGAACCAAUAAAUAAAUAAAUAAAUAAAUAUUCCACGGCUUUUGAAUUGAACGUUCAAAGUACUAUCCCGAGGUGCUGGCUAAAUUCAGAUUUUGAGAAAGCCAUAACUGAUUUAGACCAAUUUCCCCAUAGUUUUUAGCUUUAUUUCUUUGGUUUUUCUGACUGAGCCAUUCUUGUGAGCAUCUCGGAAUGUGCUGAACUCUCUUCUUUACAACUUCACAGAGGUGUCCGUUGUCAGGGUCUGCGCAUAAACCCAGAUUGUGUUUACCUCUGCCUAAACCACAACGUUGUAUUCUUUUUCAUUGUUUUAUCUUCUUGCUCAGUCAUCUUACUUCGGUUCACGCACUUUUCGUUUCCUCCUUUUUAUUGUUGUCAGCCCCCUAGAGUAUAUAGCCCCACCGCAAAAUAGGUGGCAAAUAAAUUUAACAAAUAAAUAAAUAAUAAAUCCAGUCCGGUAUGUCCCAUUAAGCACAGAUUCUUUACUGACCUGGGCAAUUCUGAACAGUUACUUGCAACAGACCUGGAGCUUGGUCUUCAUCAAAGCAUAUUACUGUCUGAAUCAGUGGUGAAAUGCUACUGGUGCGCCAGAACCCGGUAGUAAAAAAAAGCUAUCGGUUCCGGUAUUUCCGGCAAUCAGCUGUGCCACGUAAUUUAAAAUUGCUAAAAAGCAGGGAAAUCCUGCUUUCUAGUAAAUCUAAAUCGCGCGGCACAGCUGAUCCUCCCCCCCUCUCGCUGUGUCAGUUUUGGAAGACAAUUUUUUUUUGAGGGUGUUCCUUGGAACCCUGAACGCUGUUCUACUUACCUUCCCAAGCCUCCUUUUGGUGCGUACUGCGCAUGUAUGCACAUGCGCAGCGUGUGUUUGGCGCGCAUCGCACAUGCGCGGCCAGCGAACUGGUAGCAAGCAGGUUCAGAUUUCACCACUGGUCUGAAUGUUGUCUUUCAAGCCAUAAAUCUGUUUCGUGGCAGUUCAGACAUAAAAAUGGUUUGAGGGAGAUUUUGCACUCUUAUCUGCUGUCUACUAUAUUCUCUCUCUCUCCCCCCCAUUCCCCCAGUGUUUUUAAUUUAUCCUAAUGUUUGGUUGGAUAAGUGUGUGAUUUUAGAAAUGCUGACAGUUGUGUACUAUUUACAGCUUUGUUUGUUUACCAAUUACGUAUUUUUUCAUGCUUUUUAUAAUAAUAAAAUACUUAUUUUAAAGGGCA